This is a messenger RNA of Hirsutella rhossiliensis, 1734 nucleotides long. Its product is annotated as F-box domain, cyclin-like protein. Gene Ontology annotation, molecular function: protein binding. The transcript is spliced from 3 exons. The coding region runs from base 1 to 1734 and encodes 577 amino acids. The record is from RefSeq and is a predicted model, not a curated record. NCBI's taxonomy places the organism in Eukaryota, Fungi, Ascomycota, Sordariomycetes, Hypocreales, Ophiocordycipitaceae.
AUGGACGCGGCCAAUCUGGGUAAUCUCCCGGGCCAUCUUCUUCUCGACGUCAUCGACUACUUGGACACGGCCCGCGACGUCUCCCACCUCGGCUCUUGCACGCGGCACAUGCGCGAUCUGAUCCACCACGAUGGUUGGAAAUCGUUUGUCCGCAACAUGUUCCCCUCGCUCGCUAUACCUUCAAGCGGGUUGACCACGUGGGCGUCCGUCGCGGAUCGCCUGACGUACCUGGACCGCUGCUGGGAGAAGCGCGGCUUUGCCUUCAACCUCUUCCGGGAAGAUGUGCGCAGAAGAGGACGGCAUCGCAUCCCCCCUGGAGGGCAGUCGGUUACGUUUCAGUGCUUCGUCGAUGUGCAGUUGCUCUCUUCGCAGGCUGAGGUGUUGGCGUGCGGCACCGGCGAGGACCUUCUCGUCCGAUGGCGAGCCGCAGCACCAGAGUCCAAUCGCUCCGACACCUGGAGGAAGCUCGGUGGUCGCGACACCGGCUAUUCCGCUGGAAGCGGGGACGUAACGGCUGUCUCGGUCAUCGAGAGGGACUGUAAGCCGGAAGUUCUUUUGGGGAGGGCCAACGGAGAUGUCCAGCUGCUCGCCGGCGCCAACGACGAGGCGUUCGGCCGGACUGUCAAACGGCUCCUCGCCGCCGAAAAAGAGGAGGCGCACAACCAACGGAGUUCCCCAGGACGGCUUGCCGUCACUUGGACAGAGUGGCAACCGGAAACGCACUUAGUGGCAAGCUGUGGAGGCUCCCGCCUCACCCUUCAUAACCUCUCAUCGGAGGGCGAGGAGACGACUUUGAAGCCAAUAGCGUACUACGACGCCUCCAAGGCGGGAGAUUCGGACGAAAUGCCGCUAGUUCGCUGCGCCAAGUUCAUGGGCAGAGAUGGCAUUGUCUGUGGCAUUGGCAAUAACCCUGAGCCACUCCGAUGGGGCAAAAUACGACCCACUGGCGUGGAGCUAUCCUCAAUCCCUUGCUACAGCGCAGCAGAGGCUUUCCCGACUAAGAGGGAAACAGUGCGGGCCAUAGAGCAGGUAGGAAACUCCACGAACGAGAACCUGCUCCUCAGUGCGUGGGACGACGGAAGCUACAGGCUGCUCGACAUACGAACGCCAUCAAAUCGGGACGUCGUAUACCGCGACCGCUUCCAGCCGUAUUGCACCAGCAGCUCUCUACUGGUGUAUGGGACGGAACGGUUCGUGGCCGGCGGCAACUCGGAGGCGGUCCUGCGCAUAUUUGAUUUCCGCUAUCCAAAACCGUACCUUCAUUUCAACGCUCUGCAUUGCUCCGACCAGUCGCCAUGUCCAGAAGCUCCCGAAAUCGCGCACGCGCGCUUGUCGAGAGAGGGGCGACAAGUCUCCGCAGGAUUGCCAAAUCAAGAGCCAGCGACGCCCUUCUCGAGUCGCUGCGAGCCAGGGCAUCGACGUGUUUGCCGCUGGCACGGGCAGUCGAGGCUUCCGGACUGGCGACCAGACGCGACUGUCUUCCUCGGCACAGACGCAGACGACAGGGUAUUCUCGCUGGCCAAGGCAUCUGAUCUGUCUGAUUCCUUCUACUGCGGCCUGCGCGGCGCCAUCGUCGAGGCCACGCCGAUUCUCGCCGAGGACGUCCAUUCCGAGGCUGCGAAGCCUCCUGCGCCCCCAGGGUGGGUGGUGCGGGACGCCCGAAAGAAGCCGUUUGGACGCGACCCUGCGACCUUGUUGACGCUCGUUGCAAGCCGAGGCCCGCUGGCCAGGUGA